This is a messenger RNA of Peromyscus eremicus (cactus mouse), 1386 nucleotides long. RefSeq names its product renin binding protein (gene Renbp). The transcript has 11 exons. NCBI's taxonomy places the organism in Eukaryota, Metazoa, Chordata, Mammalia, Rodentia, Cricetidae. Gene Ontology annotation, biological process: N-acetylglucosamine metabolic process; carbohydrate metabolic process; N-acetylmannosamine metabolic process. The coding region runs from base 111 to 1370 and encodes 419 amino acids. The record is from RefSeq and is a predicted model, not a curated record. Gene Ontology annotation, molecular function: N-acylglucosamine 2-epimerase activity; peptidase inhibitor activity.
UUGGUCAGCUGAGUGACGGUCACGGGAUUUGACCAACUCCUGUUUCCUGGAGGAGAGCUAAUAAAUGGACCGAGUGUUAAAAGUCAGUGGUCUCAUUGGCAGGAGAGGAUAUGGAGAAGGAACGAGAGACACUGCAGAUCUGGAAGGAACGUGUGGGACAGGAGCUCGAUAACGUGGUCGCUUUCUGGAUGGAGCAUUCCCAUGACCAGGAACACGGGGGUUUCCUCACAUGCCUUGGCUGCAAUGGGCAGGUCUAUGAUCACCUCAAAUAUGUCUGGCUGCAGGGGAGGCAGGUAUGGAUGUAUUGUCACUUGUACCGCAGUUUUGAGCGCUUCCGCCGUGCUGAGCUUCUGGAUGCAGCAAAAGCAGGUGGUGAGUUUUUGCUGCAUCAUGCCCGUGUGGCACCACCUGCCAAGAAGUGUGCCUUUGUGCUGACUCGGGAUGGCCAUCCAGUGAAGGUGCAGCGGACCAUUUUCAGCGAAUGUUUCUACACCAUAGCCAUGAAUGAGCUUUGGAAAGUAACAGGGGAAACACAUUAUCAGAAUGAAGCUGUGGAGAUGAUGGAUCAGAUCGUCCACUGGGUACAGGUGGAUUCAUCUGAGCUAGGCCAGCCUAGGCUCUCAGGGACCCCUGCGGCAGAGGCCUUGGCAGUGCCCAUGAUGCUGCUCUACCUGGUGGAGCAGCUUGGAGAGGAAGAUAAGGCACUGACCAGCAAGUAUGCAGAACUAGGGGACUGGUGUGCCCACAGGAUUCUGCAGCACAUCCAGAGGGAUGGGAAAGCUGUGCUAGAGAAUAUAUCAGAGGAUGGCAAAGAACUUCCUGGUUGCCUUGGAAGACAUCAGAACCCAGGCCACGCAAUAGAAGCUGGCUGGUUCCUGCUCCAGUAUGCCCGCAGGAAAGGUGACAUCAAACUUCGAAUGCACAUCAUUGACAAGUUUCUCUUGUUGCCUUUCUACUCUGGAUGGGACCCUGAGCACGGAGGCCUCUUCUACUUCCAGGAUGCUGAUGGUUUCUGCCCCACCCAGCUGGAGUGGGACAUGAAGCUGUGGUGGCCACACUGUGAAGCCAUGAUUGCCUUCCUCAUGGGUUACAGUGACAGUGGGGACCCUACCUUGCUAAAGAUCUUCAAUCAGGUGGCUGAGUACACCUUCUGCCAUUUUCGUGAUCCUGAGUUCGGGGAAUGGUUUGGCUAUCUGAACCGAGAGGGAAAGGUGGCCCUCACCAUCAAGGGAGGUCCUUUUAAAGGUUGCUUCCAUGUGCCACGGUGCCUGGCCAUGUGUGAGCAGAUUCUGGAAGCCCUGCUCCGCCGCCUCGGGCCCGCCCCCGUUGUGUGCUCGCCCUCUGUCCCCAGCCUCGGAGGCUCGAAAUAAAUCUGAUCCUGCUCCA